Molecule: messenger RNA, 2432 nt
Organism: Telopea speciosissima
Lineage: Eukaryota; Viridiplantae; Streptophyta; Magnoliopsida; Proteales; Proteaceae
Product: polygalacturonate 4-alpha-galacturonosyltransferase-like
Exons: 8
Coding region: 510-2285 (591 amino acids)
Molecular function (GO): polygalacturonate 4-alpha-galacturonosyltransferase activity
Source: RefSeq, a predicted model, not a curated record
AUGAAUUAAAUAGUGCAUAAGAAUCUACUGUGGUAUGACUAUCCUGAAAAACUUCUCAGUUCACCAGUGGUACCAAGGUAUCAGGAAACUAAUGAUUGCUUUUAUAGAUGUGGUUUUCUCCCUACCCACUCUUUUUCAGUUAUAUGUAUAUUUGAACUUAUGAAAAACUAUAUUUAUUAUUGAGCAGAUCAAAAUGGAAUCCAAACUGGCACUAAUGUACAGGUAGCUAUUCUGAACAUUUAUCGCUUUGUUACUGCUCAUAUUUUAUAUUGGAGUAUGGAUCCCCAUAGGUCUUUUGUUUUCCAAAAAUCUUGAAAUUUGGGUGAAUGGGUGCAGAAUAUAGAUUGGCGAGAACGACUGGCGAUGCAGUAUGUAAAGUCCAUUUUCUCAAAAGAGGCAAGUGGGAGUUUAUUACAUUUCUAACCAAGUUUAGGGGAUGCAUUUUUAUCCAGAUCCUAAUUAAAGAAAGAUGACAGGUCAUUGAUACCAUUACAGCGAACAUAGAUGACAUGGGACCAUGGAGCCUUGAUUUUGUUAGAAAAUACACUUUGUCUUCUUCAUGGAAAGUUUUGGGGCUAGAGAAUUCUGACCAGAAUAAUUCUACUUUAACAGAGCCAAACCAAAUAGUUACAGGCAUAGAACGAGAAACUCCUCAAGUCAAACCAGAAAAUGUUACUACAGAUGAUAAUGCUCAAUUUCUGGAUAAACCCGAAAAACUGGCCCGAAGGAAAUUGAGAGAGAAUAGGCGUGAAAAACGGGCAGCUGAGUUAGUCCACCAAGAUGAUGAUGCAAUUGUUAAGCUAGAAAAUACUGCCAUUGAACGCUCAAAGGCUGUUGACUCUUCAGUUUUGGGGAAAUACAGCAUAUGGAGGCGGGAAAAUGAGAAUGAGAAUUUGGAUUCGAUGAUACGUUUGAUACGAGAUCAAAUGAUUACGGCUAGGGUAUAUGCAAGCAUUGCGAAGAUAAAGAACAAGCUUGACUUAUACCAGGAGCUUUUGGCAAGGCUCAAGGAAAGCCAACGUGCCCUUGGAGAGGCUAAUACUGAUGCAGAUCUGAGCCGCAGUGCACCUGAGAAAAUGAAAGCUAUGGGUCAAGUCCUGUCUAAAGCAAGAGAACAGCUCUAUGACUGCAAUUUGGUAACCCGAAAGCUGAGAGUGAUGCUUCAAUCAGCUGAUGAACAGGUAAGGAGCUUGAAGAAGCAGAGCACAUUCCUAAGCCAAUUAGCAGCGAAGACAGUUCCGAAUGGGAUCCAUUGCCUGUCAAUGCGUUUAACCAUAAACUACUACCUCCUUCCACCUGAGAAGAGAAAGUUCCCAAGAAGCGAAAAUUUGGAAAAUCCAAAUCUUUACCACUAUGCUCUCUUCUCUGACAAUGUCUUGGCUGCAUCAGUCGUUGUCAAGUCAACCAUCAUGAACGCCAAGGAACCUGAGAAGCAUGUAUUCCAUUUGGUGACCGAUAAGCUGAACUUUGGAGCCAUGAAUAUGUGGUUUCUGUUGAACCCACCCGGACAAGCCACCAUCCAUGUUGAAAAUGUCGAUGACUUCAAAUGGUUGAACUCAUCGUACUGUCCAGUUCUCCAUCAACUCGAGUCUGCUGCCAUGAAAGAGUACUAUUUCAAGGCAGAUCAUCCAACAACUCUCUCAGAUGGUUCUUCAAAUAUGAAAUACAGGAAUCCAAAAUAUCUUUCAAUGCUGAACCACCUGAGAUUCUACCUUCCACAAGUUUAUCCCAAGUUGGAUAAGAUCCUUUUUCUUGAUGAUGACAUUGUUGUCCAGAAGGACUUGACUGGGUUGUGGUCAGUGGACCUUCAUGGGAAAGUAAAUGGAGCAGUUGAAACCUGUGGUCAAAGUUUCCACCGGUUUGACAAAUAUCUCAAUUUCUCCAACCCCCAUAUUGCAAGGAACUUUGAUCCGAAUGCAUGUGGGUGGGCAUAUGGGAUGAAUAUCUUUGAUCUGAAGGAAUGGAAAAAGAGGGAUAUAACUGGGAUCUACCACAAGUGGCAGAACAUGAAUGAAAAUAGGGAGCUGUGGAAGCUUGGAACAUUACCCCCAGGUCUGAUUACAUUCUAUCGGUUGACACAAUCACUGAACAAAUCAUGGCAUGUGCUUGGGUUAGGGUAUAACCCAAGCAUUGAUCAGGGAGAGAUUGAGAAUGCAGCAGUCAUCCACUAUAAUGGGAACAUGAAGCCAUGGCUAGAGCUGGCCAUGACCAAGUACAGAUCAUAUUGGACAAAGUAUAUUAAGUAUGACCACCCGUACAUACACAGAUGCAACCUGAGUGAAUGACUGUGAAAUACAUAGAGGAAGCCACAUUUUUACAUUUUAUUAAGCACAGCAGCUACUCACCCAUCUCUUGCCCCAACGAAAGAUCGGUCCGGAUUGAAAAUCAUGAAGAAAAGCAGUUCCACCAUCUCUCCCAUAUAUUCCAUGCUG